CCUUUUCCCGCGGGGGGCGGGGGCGGCGAGUGCGGGGCCGCGAAGGCGCGGACUCCUUUCUGCGGCGGAGGGAUCCCGGCGGAGGCGGCCGCAGCCGGGGCCGCUGCCUGAGAGUUGUUGUUUCCUCCUCCUCCUCCGCCUCCGCCGCCGUUGCUUGAAUGGUGGAGCCGAGGCUCGGCUCGUGAGCAUACACUGACAGCUACAGGGCAGGCGGCGGCACCGUCCCCGCGUCCCCUCGGCGGCGGGGUGUCCCGCCGGCGGCCCCGAAGUGACCCGCAAACAUGUCUCGUGAGAGGAAAGGCCUCUCGGAGCUGCGAUCGGAGCUCUACUUCCUCAUCGCCCGGUUCCUGGAAGAUGGACCCUGUCAGCAGGCGGCUCAGGUGCUGAUCCGCGAAGUGGCCGAGAAGGAGCUGCUGCCCCGGCGCACCGACUGGACCGGGAAGGAGCACCCCAGGACCUACCAGAAUCUGGUGAAGUAUUAUAGACACCUUGCACCUGAUCACUUGCUGCAAAUAUGUCAUCGGCUAGGACCUCUUCUUGAGCAAGAAAUUCCUCAGAGUGUUCCUGGAGUACAGACUUUAUUAGGAGCUGGAAGACAGUCCUUGCUACGAACAAAUAAAAGCUGCAAGCAUGUGGUAUGGAAAGGAUCUGCUCUGGCUGCACUGCACUGUGGGAGGCCACCAGAGUCUCCAGUUAACUAUGGUAGCCCACCUAGCAUUGCGGAUACUCUGUUUUCAAGGAAGCUGAAUGGGAAAUACAGACUUGAGCGACUUGUUCCAACUGCAGUAUAUCAGCAUAUGAAGAUGCAUAAGCGAAUUCUUGGACACUUAUCAUCGGUGUACUGUGUAACUUUUGAUCGAACUGGCAGGCGGAUAUUUACUGGUUCUGAUGAUUGUCUUGUGAAAAUCUGGGCCACAGACGAUGGAAGAUUGCUAGCUACUUUAAGAGGACAUGCUGCUGAAAUAUCAGACAUGGCUGUAAACUAUGAGAAUACUAUGAUAGCAGCUGGAAGUUGUGAUAAAAUGAUUCGUGUCUGGUGUCUUCGAACCUGUGCACCUUUGGCUGUUCUUCAGGGACAUAGUGCAUCCAUUACAUCACUACAGUUCUCACCAUUGUGCAGUGGCUCAAAGAGAUACCUGUCUUCUACUGGGGCGGAUGGCACUAUUUGCUUUUGGCUUUGGGAUGCUGGAACCCUUAAAAUAAAUCCAAGACCCACAAAAUUUACAGAGCGUCCUCGGCCUGGAGUGCAAAUGAUAUGUUCUUCGUUCAGUGCUGGUGGGAUGUUUUUGGCCACUGGAAGCACUGACCAUAUUAUUAGAGUUUAUUUUUUUGGAUCAGGUCAACCAGAAAAAAUAUCAGAAUUGGAGUUUCAUACUGACAAAGUUGACAGUAUCCAGUUUUCCAACACUAGUAACAGGUUUGUGAGUGGUAGUCGUGAUGGGACAGCACGAAUUUGGCAGUUUAAACGAAGGGAAUGGAAAAGCAUUUUGUUAGAUAUGGCUACUCGUCCAGCGGGCCAAAAUCUUCAAGGCAUAGAAGACAAAAUCACAAAAAUGAAAGUAACUAUGGUAGCUUGGGACCGACAUGACAACACAGUUAUAACUGCAGUUAAUAACAUGACUCUGAAAGUUUGGAAUUCUUACACUGGUCAACUGAUACAUGUUCUAAUGGGUCAUGAAGAUGAGGUGUUUGUUCUUGAGCCACACCCAUUUGAUCCUAGAGUUCUCUUCUCUGCUGGUCAUGAUGGAAAUGUGAUAGUGUGGGAUCUAGCAAGAGGAGUCAAAGUUCGAUCUUAUUUCAAUAUGAUUGAAGGACAAGGACAUGGUGCAGUGUUUGACUGCAAAUGCUCCCCUGAUGGUCAGCACUUUGCAUGUACAGACUCUCAUGGACAUCUUUUAAUUUUUGGUUUUGGGUCCAGUAGCAAAUAUGACAAGAUAGCAGAUCAGAUGUUUUUUCAUAGUGAUUAUCGGCCUCUUAUCCGUGAUGCGAACAAUUUUGUGUUAGAUGAGCAGACGCAGCAGGCACCUCAUCUCAUGCCUCCCCCUUUUCUGGUUGAUGUUGAUGGAAAUCCUCAUCCAUCAAGGUACCAGCGAUUGGUUCCUGGUCGUGAAAACUGCAGGGAGGAGCAGCUCAUUCCUCAGAUGGGAGUAACUUCUUCAGGAUUGAACCAAGUUUUGAGCCAGCAAGCAAACCAGGAUAUCAGUCCUCUAGACAGCAUGAUUCAAAGACUGCAGCAGGAGCAGGACCUCAGGCGUUCGGGUGAAGCAGGUGUUAGUAAUGGCAGCCGUGUGAACAGAGGCUCAGUAAGUUCUACCUCCGAAGUUCAUUCACCACCAAAUAUAGGAUUAAGGCGCAGUGGGCAAAUCGAAGGUGUACGGCAGAUGCACAGCAAUGCUCCGAGAAGUGAAAUAGCCACAGAGCGAGAUCUUGUUGCUUGGAGUCGGAGGGUAGUAGUGCCUGAGCUCUCGGCUGGUGUGGCUAGUAGACAAGAAGAAUGGAGAACUGCAAAGGGAGAAGAGGAAAUAAAGAGUUACAGAUCAGAAGAGAAAAGGAAACACCUAACUGUUGCAAAAGACAAUAAAAUACUUACUGUCUCAAAGAAUCAUGCUCAUGAGCAUUUCCUGGAUCUUGGGGAUUCUAAAAAGCAACAAGCAAAUCAGCACAAUUACCGUACAAGAUCUGCACUGGAAGAAACACCCAGGCCCUUGGAGGAGCUAGAAAACGGAACUAGUUCUUCAGAUGAAGGUGAAGUACUUGCUGUCAGUGGUGGGACUUCUGAGGAAGAGGAGCGAGCAUGGCACAGUGAUGGCAGCUCCAGUGACUACUCCAGUGAUUAUUCUGAUUGGACAGCAGAUGCUGGAAUUAAUUUGCAGCCACCAAAGAAAGUUCCUAAGCAUAAAACCAAGAAACCAGAAAGUAGUUCAGAUGAAGAAGAAGAAUCUGAAAACCAGAAGCAAAAACAUAUUAAAAAGGAAAGAAAAAAAGCAAAUGAAGAAAAAGAUGGACCAACAUCACCAAAGAAAAAAAAGCCCAAAGAAAGAAAACAAAAGAGAUUGGCUGUAGGAGAACUAACUGAGAAUGGUCUGACGUUAGAAGAAUGGUUGCCUUCAGCGUGGAUCACAGACACACUGCCCAGGAGAUGUCCAUUUGUGCCACAGAUGGGUGAUGAGGUUUAUUAUUUCCGACAAGGUCAUGAAGCAUAUGUUGAAAUGGCCCGGAAAAAUAAAAUUUAUAGUAUCAAUCCUAAAAAGCAGCCAUGGCAUAAGAUGGAACUAAGGGAACAAGAACUAAUGAAAAUCGUUGGUAUAAAGUAUGAAGUGGGAUUGCCUACCCUUUGCUGCCUUAAACUUGCUUUUCUAGAUCCUGAUACUGGUAAACUAACCGGUGGAUCAUUUACCAUGAAAUACCAUGAUAUGCCUGACGUCAUAGAUUUUUUAGUCUUGAGACAACAAUUUGAUGAUGCAAAAUAUAGACGAUGGAAUAUAGGUGACCGCUUCAGAUCCGUCAUAGAUGAUGCCUGGUGGUUUGGAACAAUUGAAAGCCAAGAGCCUCUCCAACCUGAGUACCCUGAUAGUUUGUUUCAGUGCUAUAACGUAUGUUGGGACAAUGGAGAUACAGAAAAGAUGAGUCCUUGGGAUAUGGAAUUAAUACCUAAUAAUGCUGUGUUUCCAGAAGAACUGGGUACCAGUGUUCCUUUAACUGAUGUUGAAUGUAGAUCACUAAUUUAUAAACCUCUUGAUGGAGAAUGGGGAGCCAAUCCCAGGGAUGAAGAAUGUGAAAGAAUUGUUGGAGGAAUAAAUCAGUUGAUGACACUAGAUAUUGCAUCUGCAUUUGUUGCCCCUGUGGACCUUCAAGCUUAUCCCAUGUAUUGCACUGUGGUGGCCUAUCCAACGGAUCUAAGUACAAUUAAACAAAGACUGGAGAACAGGUUUUACAGGCGCUUUUCAUCACUAAUGUGGGAAGUUCGAUAUAUAGAACAUAAUACACGAACAUUCAAUGAGCCAGGAAGCCCAAUUGUGAAAUCUGCUAAAUUUGUGACUGAUCUUCUCCUGCAUUUUAUAAAGGAUCAGACUUGUUAUAACAUAAUUCCACUUUACAACUCAAUGAAGAAGAAAGUUUUGUCUGACUCUGAGGAAGAAGAGAAAGAUGCUGAUGUUCCAGGAACUUCUACCAGAAAAAGAAAGGAUCAUCAACCUAGAAGAAGGUUACGCAACAGAGCUCAGUCUUACGAUAUUCAAGCAUGGAAGAAACAAUGUCAAGAAUUACUGAAUCUCAUAUUUCAAUGUGAAGAUUCAGAACCUUUUCGACAGCCAGUGGAUCUUCUUGAAUAUCCAGACUACAGAGACAUCAUUGACACUCCGAUGGACUUUGCCACUGUUAGAGAGACUUUAGAGGCUGGGAAUUAUGAAUCACCAAUGGAGUUAUGUAAAGAUGUCAGGCUCAUUUUUAGUAAUUCUAAAGCAUAUACACCAAGCAAAAGAUCAAGGAUUUACAGCAUGAGUUUACGCCUGUCUGCUUUCUUUGAAGAACAUAUUAGUUCAGUUUUGUCAGAUUAUAAAUCUGCUCUUCGUUUUCAUAAAAGAAACACCAUAACCAAAAAGAGGAAGAAGCGAAACAGAAGCAGCUCCCUGUCCAGCAGUGCUGCAUCAAGCCCUGAAAGGAAAAAAAGGAUCUUAAAACCCCAGCUAAAGUCAGAAGUAUCUACCUCUCCAUUCUCCAUACCUACAAGAUCAGUACUACCAAGACAUAAUGCUGCUCAAAUGAAUGGUAAACCAGAAUCCAGUUCUGUGGUUCGAACUAGGAGCAACCGUGUAGCUGUAGAUCCAGUUGUCACCGAGCAGCCCUCUACAUCAUCAGCCACAAAAGCUUUUGUUUCAAAAACUAAUACAUCUGCCAUGCCAGGAAAAGCAAGAGAGUGUAAGAACAAUGUUCUUAUACCAGGAACCAUUCAAGUAAAUGGCCAUGGAGGACAACCAUCAAAACUCGUGAAGAGAGGACCUGGGAGGAAGCCCAAGGUAGAAGUGAACACCAGCAGUGGUGAAGUGACACACAAGAAAAGAGGUAGAAAGCCCAAGCAUCUGCAGUGUGCAAAGCAGGAAAACUCUGAGCAAAACAACAUGCAUCCCAUCAGGGCUGAUGUGGUUCCUUCUUCAACAUGCAACUUCCUUUCUGAAACUAAUGUUGUUAAGGAGGAUUUGUUACAGAAAAAGAGUCGAGGAGGCAGAAAACCCAAAAGGAAGAUGAAAACUCAAAACCUAGAUGCAGAACUCAUAGUUCCUACAAAUGUUAAAGUGUUAAGGAGAAGUAACCGGAAAAAAACAGAUGAUCCUAUAGAUGAAGAAGAGGAGUUUGAAGAACUCAAAGGCUCUGAGCCUCACAUGAGAACUAGAAAUCAGGGUCGAAGGACAGCUUUCUAUAAUGAGGAUGACUCAGAGGAAGAACAGAGACAGCUGUUGUUCGAGGACACCUCCUUGACAUUUGGAACUUCUAGUAGAGGACGAGUCCGAAAGUUGACUGAAAAAGCAAAGGCUAAUUUAAUUGGUUGGUAACUUGAAGCAAAAUAUUGCAUUUUAAAAAUCUGUAACGCAGGUACAGUUAAGGAGUAAGUAGAACUAAGGUUUCUGCUUCCUUGCUGCUAUGAUGGAUUAGGGAAUGUUACAAUUUGACUUGGGAAAAUGGACAAAAACACAUUUAGAAGAUAAUUUACAUCUUUGAAUGAAAAAAAAAUCUAUAUACAUAUAUAUUUCAAAUGUUUGCUAUUUAUUGCCCUUAGGUAGGUUAUUCGGUUCCACAUUCAUUUCAUUCGCUGUUUGAAAUUGAGGACCUGUUAUAAAUUCUGGUUUAUUUAUGGAAGAGACAGCUCUGCUACACUAUUAAGAAACAUAGUAUUCCUAGAGAUAAAGUAUGUUUCCUGUUAAAUUGAGUUAUUUUUGACCAAGUGAGGUACAUUUUUACUGAUAGCAGAAGUCAUGCCCUAGGAAGAGAGAUGUUACAGAGAGUAGCAGUACAUUACGAAUGGCUUCCUCUAAAGAUAACUUUCCAGUUCCCACCAUUUGUUAUCCUGAAAAGUGUUGUGAGCUGUAGGUGUUCAGCUACAGAAUAUCUAGAGGAAGCUUUUGUUUUACUCCAUUUCUGCCAAACUUAGGAGAAAAAUGUAUUGAUGCAAAGGAAACAUAUCCACAUUGGAAAACAUUUGACUGUCUAAUUUUUCAGACCUUGAUUCUUAUAUCAGUCACUCUAUCUCUGUUUAUUGUGCCAAAGACUGAGAAUCAGUGCAGUGGAAAGCCUGUUUUUGACUGUCAGGACAGCAUACACUUUUCAGUACUGGAAAAGCUAUAUAUUCUAAAGAGCAAGUUAUUACAAAAUUAUGCUGAGUUGUAUCUUUUUUUUGGUACUAAAUGUAGGAAAAUAAUGCACUGGUGGGUCCUUUGACAGAGAUAUCUUAGAGAAAAUGUUUAAGUGGUUAAAGGAUUCAAGGAAAAUACAGGAAACAUGUAUGGAAUUUGAUGUUUACUUGAUCUGGAUUAAUGUCAUUUUUAAACUUCAGACAUAUCCAGUAGGCUAAAAUGACUUAAAAAGAACCAUGUCUGUGUGCGUGUGUAUAUUGAUAAAUGGGUGUGAUUGAAUAUAUAUAUACAAACACAUUCUUAAGUACUAUUACCCAGGUAUAAAUUCUUUUUUCAGGAUUUUUUAGAUAGUAGUAGAAUAAAAAUAAUUUUAAAAUGUCAUACUUUAUAGUUUAAUUUUAAGGAAAAGAUUGGUUAUUUUCAAUUAUUAAAAGUUAAAAAUAGGCCAAAUCACUUUUUAUGCAAUCAUGUUUUAUACAGUGGUCUCAUUGCACAUUGUGUUUUUUCUGCACUUUUUACGGUAUCCUUAUCAAGCUGGUAUCUCAAUAUACACUCUAAAGAGAAACUCUCAUUUAAUGAUUGUGCCUUGUAUUCUAUUAUGUUUUGCAUCAUUAGUAAAAUUAAGUUGUCUAUUGUAAAUGAUAACUAUAUGACUUAGGAGAAUGUAUUACUAUAUGUCCUGCUAUGGGAAAAGGAAAGCAGUUAUUUAUUUGUUUAUGGUACAGUAGUUAUUUUAUAUCUUGAAAACCAACAUAAAUGCCAUUUCUAUUGUUUAAAAUUACUUUUUUUUGGUAAGUUUUAAGAAUGUAGUAUUUUCUGAGAACUGAUAUGGUACAAAGAUGUAACCAGAUCUUGCAGAUACUACGUUUUUAAAAAGGAAGGAUGGGGAAUAUAUAUCAGCAUGACCCUGACGGAGAGAAUAAAGUCUUUAAUUGAACCUUGGCAAAAUAUGUAAUUAGAUUAUAAUUGUUUCCUUGUUUCCAAUACAGAUAAAUGUUAACUGUCAUUUAACUGUCUUGAAGAAGAAUGAAAAGUGAUGCAUUUGGGCUUUUUAGAUCAUUUAUAAUGAAAUUUGUACAGAAACCCUCCAGUGAAACUAAGUGAACCAUUUUCCAGACCUUGACUGGAUUGCUGUGAUUUUACAGUUAAAAAAUAAUUUCAAAAUUUUUAGGUUUUUUGUACAUUUAUUUUUUUCUAACAAAUAUAUUGAACUAUAUAAUUAAAAUUAAGUAGUUAACCCUUCAUAAUGCAGAAACGGAUGAUGUGUUAUAUAGAAAAAUGAGUCAAUUUCACCAUUACUGAAAAUGAUAGUGUGUACAUUGGAAAUUUAAGUCAUUAAAGUAAUUAGUUACUUUUGAAGGGAAUCUAUUUGAGAAAUGUAAUUUCCUGAUGUUAUCUGCAUUGUAGUAGAAAAUUAGACUAAAAUCCAUUUUUAUAAAUAAAUGUAGUUAUAAGGUGUGUUCAAUAUAAGGAAGUGCGCACAGUCUUAGUGUGGAGGACCUCUAGAAUGGGGCACAGAGAGUUCCAACCUCUGAGCAGUGAUUUCCAUCUUUAUUAUAACAAGAAAAUAGAACAUUUCUGUAUUAAAGACACUGUGUAUUCAUGACCGUAUUUGGACAUUUUUAGACACUGGUUUCUUAGGAAAGUAAAAUGACUUGGAUUGCUUUAUUUGUAACUGAAAAUAUUGAUAUAUUAAUACCAGUUACGGACUUUAUAUUUUUAUAAUUUAGCUUCUGUACAUUGCAGAAGAUAAAUUAUGAACUUUAAAUCAUCAUGUUUUGGUUUGUUUUACUGCUUGGAAAAGUCUCCUCUUUGCGACAGUAACAUCCUGUAUGUACUGUUUGUACGUCAGAAGGAGUUGUUAGCACUCAUCUUAGGUAUGCAAUAAGAAAAAUCUCGUUUAUCAGAAAGGAAAUUCAUUAUGUACAUGGAACAUAGAUACUAGUUUUCAGGCUGAGUUGAGUGGUCCAUGCCUAUAAUCCCAGCAUUUGGGACGUGGAGACAGGAACAUCCAAGAGUUCAAAGUUAACCUUUAGUGGCAAACCAAGUUCAAGACUAGGGCUACAACAGCAGCAAUACCAAAAAGGCUCAGUUUAUAUUUCUAAUAUUCAACCAUAUUGUUAUACUAUCCCGUCUUCAUGAAGCCCGAGUUUAGUAGAAGUUUCAGUAUUGUCACAGGAAUAGUUUAAAGACUCAGUCUAAUUGCAACCUACCAGCCUUUGGAAGUAGAGAUGUAGAAUCUUAAAGUCUCACCCCUCACAGUCUUCUCUAGAGCAGUCUUUGUCUUCUGCAUAUAAGUAUAAACUGAUAAUUAAGGGCCUUAUUUCCAUUGUUGUUUUCCAUUGUUUCACUACAACUAAAGGUUGGUGGGUUACUAAAGAAUUGUCACACUCUAACUAGAUAGCUAUGGAACAUUUGUCAGAUAGUUAGGCCACACCGGAGAUACACGAUUGAUUGACUGGAAGCAGUUUCACUUGAAAAUUAAUUAUGUAGGACAGUGAACAGCAAACAUUCUCAUACCACAUAAUCAUUAACAGAACUGUCUCUUAGCUGUAGUGUAGUAGACUAACCGGAACCUUCAAGGUUUAUUGAAAUAAAAGUUCAACCCUGCAUGAUAUUAGCAGCAUUUAUACUAUGAGUUUCAGUUGACAGUGUUUUAUUUUGACAUUCCAUUUUGUAUCAUCAUAGCUAUCUAUAAGCUUCUCUCCAAUGUAAGUUAAAAGUAUGUGGUUUCAAGCUUUCUAGCUAUCUAAAGAAAACAAACUGAUUUUAAUAUUUUGUUCACGUGAAGUUCUUUCUUUUUGAGUAGGCUGAAAGGACCAAGAUACUUGAGUUACUAAAGGGCUAUUACCAAUAUCCAUCCUUGUAUGCAGGAGGUGUACAGUAUUUUAAAAGUGAAUAGGGUGGAGAUUACUUUUAUUUAGGAUGCAUUAGCCCCAUAUUAUCCAGAAGAUACUGCUAACAGUAGUAGCUUAAUUAGGCAGUAAGUUGUCUUAGGUUAAAAAUUGGGAAAAGUACACCUUUUGUUUCCAUCCAAAAAAAUGAUUUCUAGAUGACUUCAACUAAAAUUAAUGCAUCUACUAAGAAACUAUUUUGUUUUUAAUUAUAAUUAUCAAAGUGAUCCAAAUGAAAAGACAUUCUCAACUAUGUGCAGUACUCCAGGAGGAGGUCUAAUUGAGUCAGAAGACUGUAAGUACCACUUUGAGCGCUCUGUAGAUCAACCCACACACAGUACAGUGAGUAGAUUAUCUGAGCUAUAAAUAUAUUUUUUAGUUUCAGUAGCUCUGUUUUGAAAUACUUUUUUAAUGCAGAUAAAAAAAUCAGGAAAUUAACCUUAUAUGGCACAAACCAAAUACAUAGUAGUAUAUGGAUGAGUUUCUACAUUUAAAGAACUAAGAAGAUAGGUUCAGGAUUGUAUUAUAGUACAUGCACUUACAAGACAGAUACACAUGCUGAUUACUUUCAAGGAUGUGUGUGUUGGUUUAUCACAACAAUACACUUAAGAAUAAGAAACAAUGUUACAUUUUUAGACCAUAUUGAAACAGCAAGAAGAGACAGGUCUUAAAAAGUUAUUAAGAAAACUACUAAAUCCCACCAUGGGAUAUUUAGACGUCUAAAUAUAGCUCAAUUUUAAAAAGCAACUGACCUAAAGGGUUAAUGUUGUAACUGACACAUUUCAAAUUAAAAUUAUGUUUAUUUUGUACAGAAAGCAAUGUUAAACACAAGCAGAUCUGUUGUAUGUAAUAAGUGACAGAUUUUUUAAAAUUAUUUAGCUUUACUGAUGUUUUAUUUCUUCUAGACCUGGAGUAUCAUGUCAUAAAUGGCAGUCUUGCACCACGGUAGCAGGCUCUUUCUUUUUGUACAUACUGAUUGGACCUUUCUUUACUGUUACGUGGACACUUUCUAUGUUAGUUUUGAUGCAUAAUUCUUGGAAUCCUUUUAUACAAACUAGAAUGUAUGUGUAAGAAUUCCUGUCCCUGCAAUGUAGUAACUAUAAACUUAUUUUUAAAUAAAUAGAAAACUUGUUUUUCUAAGCCAUUUUGUAGAGCCUCAUGAUUUCUUUGCUUUUCUGUUUAUUUUGAUUAGUUUUGGACAGCAUAAAGCACUUGGUACGUACUCAGUAGGCAGCUUACCAAAGCAAUUGUGAAAUAGAAGCCAUUAUGUAAAUUCUGGUUUGUUAGAGGUUCCAUUUUUCUGUCUAUUUGUGAAAUGUUAAAAUCAUUAUCAAAGAUUUCAAUCACCUAAUGUAAUUCCAGAGUGACUGAAGGUUAAAAAAUAAAGAUGCCUUUGCCUUUCUGUGUGUUUACUUAGAGCAGAUUUAUUGGCUUAUAUGUAAGUUACUGCACUGCUGAUAAGUUUAUGAUAGUUUUAUGAGGGCCACAUGUCAAAAAACAUUUGUACAUAAAUAUUUACUUAAAGCUAAAGCUUUGUUAAGGCUUUUAUACAGAUCUGCAAGAAUGCUGUUUUAUAGCUUGGCAUGGUGAUGCAUGUUUCAAUCCCAAAUGAUCAAGGGUUCAAAGACAGUCUUGAUUUUAUGUGACUGUAUCAAAACAGCAGCAAUUAAAGCAACAACAACAAAGAAAACAACUUUUUCAUUAUUUUCCUACAGACCUGUUUAGGUUGGCAUUUAUAUUUAUGAACUCUUAAGAAUCUCCAAUUUUAGGAUGAAGAAUAUUAGAAUUAUAUGUAAGACUUUAAAGUUAAGUUUAAACAGGAUGAUAAUUCAUGUUUCUACUCAUUCUCCAUAAGAAAUUGCAUUUAAAUUAUUUUGUGGUAAACUUCUUAGUUGAAACAAAUGUUUUUCAGGUACAUUUUCUAAAAUAUACCUAAUAUUUAAAAAAAAAUCAGCUAAGAAAAAUCAGUUCCAAACCAUUACUUUGAACUGAUUUUUCUUGUUCCAAUUAAUGUUUUAGCUAAGCCUCCCCAGUAUUUAAAAAUAGUGAGAUUAAAAGCCAGAGCUCAAAACUCCCGACCAAGCUUAAUUACAGGACCUUGCAAUUCUGAACUUAACACAGUUACCGUAUGUUGGUUACUAUGGGGAAGAGAGUUGUAGGGAGAAUCCAAUUCAUUAUUAUCUUUCAGGCCAGUUAGACAUGCUAAGCAUGAUGAAAUGGAAGUCUGGUCUUCAAAUUGGAAAAAUGGGAGUUUGGCUUUGCAGAUCGGUAAGGACUGAGUAACGUAGCAAGGCUGUUGCAUGUUUGAUCUUUACUGUCAAGAGAGUGAAUUCAAUAUUCAAAGUCUAAUCUAUCCAAACAGCUUAUCUCAGUCUUGUCUAAUUCUUAACCUUUGUAUUUGGCUCUUAAAUUUGCCGUUUGAUGUUCAGCACUAAGCAAGCUGUCUUAUAGCCACACUGCAGGAGGUGACAUUUGCUGGACCCUGGGAGCUUUGAUGUAAUGGAACAAUAUAUUACAAUAACAGUUGUUUGCUGUUGAUUAAAAAAGAAUAAACAUUUUCCAAGCUGAUUUCUCAAAGAUAGUUUUAAUGUCAAACAUCCUCAAAUUCUAAUUUUUUUUUUUUUUAAUUUAGGGUCUAGCUUUGAUAGAAAGCAAAAUUAAUCACCUGAAAGAACCUGCUGAAUUCCUAGAGUGUCAGAGUAUUUUCAUCCAUCCAUCCAUCUACCGUCCCUAGCUCUCUGCCAUCAACAUGCCUCCUGCAUUUCUGGUGCUAGAGAAAGCCUUAUGGAUUCAGUUCUCAAAGGAUUGUGUUUUGACCUAAUGACUCAGGGCUUUGCCUUUGUUUUUUCCUUCUUGGAAUGUUCUCAAGGCUGAAUUGCUGCUCCAACCAAGAUUCAUUCAAAAGCAGAUCCAUUCAGCCACCACAAUCCUGGCACAAAAGUAGAUUCGUACCCCAGUGAAUACUUUGAAAACCUCCUAUGUGUUUUAAGUAUAGAAUGUUAUGUACGUGACAAGGUUGAAUAUUUAUUCAGAGAAGACUGUAAGUUUUCACCUUGUAAGUGUAUUUCCACAUAAGCAGGAAGUGAUGGCUGAAGACAAUAGAGUAGUUUUAACUGCCUUCAUAAUCAUUGAGGUAAUGAUAAGCCAGAACCAGUGUACACUCUGAAGAGUCGGGCUUUCUCAGUUAAGUUACAGCUUAUCAUUUAAUAGACUAAUGAAAAAAAGACCUUGGUGACCUUAUAUGACAAAGGAUGCAGCUUUUAUAAAGAGUUGAGAAACGUCACCCAGCAGCUGUAACAGCAAGUGCUCAGAGGGUAAGCUUGCUGGACUAAGAUGGCUUUGAGAACAUUACUAUCACUUUGUCAUCUUCCCUCCUGAAAGGCCAACAUUUUAGACUGUUGGACAAAGUUUACCUGGGAGUGUUAGCUGAAACUUUACCUGUCAUGCUCAAUUGAAACCCUAUACCAAAUUUCAUCACUUUCUACUUACCUUGUGAUACUAAGACACCCUGGUAAAUGACUGCCAUGUUACCCAGAGCUGUGCGGUAAAAGGCUCUG
Messenger RNA from Mus caroli (Ryukyu mouse), 12798 nucleotides. RefSeq names its product PHIP subunit of CUL4-Ring ligase complex (gene Phip). Gene Ontology annotation, biological process: regulation of transcription by RNA polymerase II; regulation of cell shape; cytoskeleton organization. The record is from RefSeq and is a predicted model, not a curated record. Gene Ontology annotation, molecular function: protein binding. Gene Ontology annotation, cellular component: nucleus. NCBI's taxonomy places the organism in Eukaryota, Metazoa, Chordata, Mammalia, Rodentia, Muridae.